This is a messenger RNA of Prorocentrum cordatum, 442 nucleotides long. Lineage: Eukaryota; Dinophyceae; Prorocentrales; Prorocentraceae. The record is from the annotation of a GenBank genome assembly.
GAGCGAGAGGCAGCAGUGCGACCCCCACGCUGCCACCGCAGGCACCUCGAGGUCGCUGAGGUCGCUGUCCUACUACAACAGCAGCAGCACCACGUCGUCCCUGGACGGCCACGGUGUCAAUUCCAAGACAGGUGAAGUCGACUCCCCCGACUCCAUCGCCGUCGGCGCCAACUCACGCGGCCUGGACAUGGAGGCCGGGGAGUGUUCCCCCGCGCCGGUCGUCAGCCCGCUCGGCGCGCGAGGCACCGACGACAGGCUCGCGCACAUGCGACACGGCGCCGAAUUCGAGGCGACCGGCUUGAACGAUGAGCCCAAAUGCCGAGGGUCAUGGUGGUCCGACACGUCGACCGCCUCCGACCUCUACAGUGCCCGUGGGGGCCGCCGCAGCAGCAGAUCCUCCAGGGGCAGCGACGACCAGCCCUUACCCGACUCCAUCGUGUGA